AUGAAGCUUGUUCCAUCAAAAUCUUUCCAGGUUGGACCAACCUAUGGAGCCUCAACAUUACAAGGGUAUUUACGUACUAAGGGUGUCCAGUUUUCUAGAGCUACUAUUCAUGAGAUACAAAAGAAAGCCAACCCUAUUGCAUUUAAACAAAGAAAACAUGACCURCUUGAUAAGAGAAAUCCAAUUCCUUAUUAUGCUCCAUAUUUUGGUUAUCGUGGCCAUAUCGACCAAAACGAGAAGCUUGUUAGGGUGGUGCAUGUAGUUCUGAGGGAUGGCCAUAGUGGAUUCAUAGAAAACUGGAUUACCUUACCAUCAAAAAACCCAAUUCAAUUGUACAGCAAUUUUUUUAGGCCCAUCCUUUUGGAAACAGGUAUUUUUGAUCAGUUACGUGUAGAUAUGGGCAAAGAAUGGGUCUUGAUAUUGUUUACUCAGGAAUUAUUGACCAGACACAGACAAGAUCAAAGCAGGGCUGCACAUGUGAAAACAACCUCAAAGAAAAACCUCACGAUUGAACGGAUAUGGCCAGAGGUAAAUGCCAGGGUGAAUUACCCAAUUAAACGGAUACUCRUAGCCAUGGAGGAAAGUGGAGCUUUAGAUAUGACUAAUGAACAAGUUCAGUUUUGUGUAUCAUGGUUUUCAUGUGAGGUAGCUAGAGUGGGGAUGAUACDAUUUGUAGCUGCAUGGAACUUGCAUAAAAUAAAAGGAAAGCUUGGCAAUGGUGUUCCUUCAGACAUAAAACAGAAAACCAAUCACUUGGAACCACUAGACCAGAGUACUCUUCCAUCUGAAAAGGAUGCUGUGUCAAUGUACGAGUCUCAGGGUGGCAAAUUGCAAAGAAAGUGGUGGGUUGGUGAAGAUGCACUGUCUGGAAACUUAGUUCAACAGCAAACCAGGAAGCACCAAUUUCUGCWAAAGUAUUMCUUUGAAGAUAUAUUUACGGCAGUUGUUGAAGGAAAUGACAGGCCAUUUAAAAAGGGUUUAAAGUAUUUCACGUCACUUUCUUUACGUAUAUAA
This is a messenger RNA of Exaiptasia diaphana, 1014 nucleotides long. RefSeq lists its product as uncharacterized. The record is from RefSeq and is a predicted model, not a curated record. NCBI's taxonomy places the organism in Eukaryota, Metazoa, Cnidaria, Anthozoa, Actiniaria, Aiptasiidae. The coding region runs from base 1 to 1014 and encodes 337 amino acids. The transcript is spliced from 3 exons.